This is a messenger RNA of Hemicordylus capensis (graceful crag lizard), 1286 nucleotides long. RefSeq names its product zinc finger protein 22-like. Gene Ontology annotation, molecular function: RNA polymerase II cis-regulatory region sequence-specific DNA binding; DNA-binding transcription factor activity, RNA polymerase II-specific. The coding region runs from base 95 to 1057 and encodes 320 amino acids. Gene Ontology annotation, biological process: regulation of transcription by RNA polymerase II. The transcript has a single exon. Gene Ontology annotation, cellular component: nucleus. The record is from RefSeq and is a predicted model, not a curated record. Lineage: Eukaryota; Metazoa; Chordata; Lepidosauria; Squamata; Cordylidae.
UGUGACAAACUUACUCUCUCUCUCUCUUUUUAAAGGAGUCCUUCUGUUCCAAAUAUCUGUGUUAAUUUUAUUGGGUAUAUUCUAGUUUGAUUAUAUGAUUUACCUUGGCAAAAGUAAUUAUGAUUUUACAUGUUCAUAUCCCCCAUUCAGCUGUCUCCUCCUCUGUCAAGUUUUUCAUUUUCAGUUUAAUUGGACUUGGUUUCCUGGUCUUGAGUUUCAUAUUUGUCUCAUCCAGAGAAUGAGUUGUGUUUGGGAUUCUCUUGUUCUUCCAACAGGUAAAGGGUGGUUGAUCAUAAAUGAGGGGAAGAGAAAUGCACCAGAAGAGUCAGAGCGAGUGGGAUCAGGCUGGAAGUCAAAGAGAGGAAUGGAAGAGGAUGUUUUCCAGUUUUAUAAGCAGAAAAAUGCUUCAGAGGAUCCUAGCAGAGCUGUGAGGAAGCAGGAAAUUUACCAAAUGGAAAGAGUGGAUGCCUCUCUUCUGUGUGGGAGUGGUUACAAGGACUUCAGGGAUACUGCAGUCCAGCAAAGAAUCCACCCUGGCAAGAGGCAAAACAUCAGCCAUUCUUAUGGGAAAACCAAGAGACCUCUCAGAAGAGGAAAAUCACAGAUGUGUUUAAUCAGCCGAAGAAGCUUCUUGCACAGCUCAGAUCUCCUCACUCAUCAGAGAAUUCAUGUUGAUGAGAGAAUGUAUGAAUGCCUGGACUGUGGGAAAGAAUUCAGCCGGAAAUUUAACCUCCAACGGCAUCAGAGAAUCCACGCAGGCGAGAAACCAUACUACUGCUUAGAUUGUGGGAAAACCUUUGGGUGCAGUUGGCAACUUCGAGUUCAUCGGAGAAUCCACACAGGAGAGAAGCCAUAUAAGUGCACCUACUGUGGGAAAGAAUUUGGGCGCAGUUCAAACCUUGCACGUCACCAGCUAAUCCACACUAGAGAGAAACGAUAUGCAUGCUCGGAAUGUGGGAAAGGCUUCAGUCAAAAGUUUUACCUUAAUAAGCAUCGUAGAAUCCAUACAUGCAAGAUGCAAGUGAACACUCAAUGGGUGGAGAAAGCUGCAGUGUGAGCACAGUGCCUUGGCACUGGGACAGGGAAUAUACCGAUGAACAAAUAAUGCAGCAAAUGUCUUUGACAUGGUUCAGAAUGUUGCUUCAUAGGGAAAAGACGUGCUUGGAAGAUGCUUCUUUUCUAAGGACCAAUUGGAGAUUCUCAUUCUCUCUCUCUCUCGCUCUCUUUUGUAGUUUCUAGUCCCCAAAAGCUUCUGCUGCAAUAAAUCAGUUUGUCUCUAAGGUGCC